Messenger RNA from Pleuronectes platessa (European plaice), 3224 nucleotides. Its product is annotated as NACHT, LRR and PYD domains-containing protein 3. The transcript has 9 exons. The record is from RefSeq and is a predicted model, not a curated record. Bases 150 to 2942 code for a protein of 930 amino acids. Gene Ontology annotation, molecular function: protein binding. NCBI's taxonomy places the organism in Eukaryota, Metazoa, Chordata, Actinopteri, Pleuronectiformes, Pleuronectidae.
CACAGUGGACUUUAUUUAAGACUUUGAAGGAGACUUUGAAGAAGACUUCGCCAACUCUCAGUCAACUCUCAGUCAGCGUCGCUGUGUGGUGUCCGUUUCCGGACAGGCAGGCUCGCGCACUCGUGGUUAAUGGAACCUCUGCCUCUGUGAUGGAGCAUCAAACCAUUCUCAAAAGUAUACUGGAGGAAAAAUAUGAUAUACUAUAUGAAGAAGCCAUACUGCCUUCAAGACUUUGCUAUCGGAAUCUUAAGCACGACUACCAAUUUUCGGAUUUGGACCAGCAAGAGUUUAGAUAUGUUGAAUAUUCCUGCCUUCACCCCUUCACAACCGUCCCGCUCACUGAUAUUUUAUCAUGUGACUGCACACAUGAAAGCAGCAAAAAGACCAUCAUCACUCUUGGAGUGUGUGGAGUUGGAAAAUCCACAACUGUGCGAAGCUGUGCUCUGGAAUGGGCUGAGGGGACAGAGUACCAGGAUAUCCACCUCAUGUUCCCUUUCACAUUCUGGGAGUUAGGUAUGUUCAGAUCAAAGUGUUCGUUGAUCUUUCUUCUAGAGAUGCUUUUCCCAGGACUGAAGAAUAUUGACGCUUCCAGUCUAAAUCGAAAGGAUGUGUGGUUCGUCUUUGAUGGACUGGAUGAAUAUUGUCACCAGCUAAAAUUUGACGCUCCACCAGUGAGGGAUGUUUCUGAAGAAGCCACUCUGGAUGUACUCAUAACCAGCUUGAUCAGGGGGACUUUACUUCCCAAUGCUCACAUCUGGAUAACAACCGGGUAUGCAGCUGCAGGACAAAUCCCUGGUGAAUACCUGCUGAAAGAGACUCAAGUACAAGGGUUCAGUGAUGUGCAGAAGAUGGAGAAGAUCUACUCAACUCUCAAUGAUGAGGAUCUGGCUAACAGAGCAAUCGACCAUGUGAAAAUCUCAUGGAGUCUGGCCUCCCUUUGUCUGAUACCUCGAAUAUGCGUCAUCAUGGCACUGGUUUUGGAGAGUUAUUUAAGUAACGAAAAGAACCAAUUUAAAAUCAGUCCUUUAAAUCUGACCCAGAUUUACACAAUUCUAAUGAAAACAUUUGAUUGUGAUACUAUUCCCAAGCUGCAAAGGAUGGCACGGCUUCGAUUGACAGAGAACAACGUUAUACAUGAGGAAGAUUUUUUAAAUUGUGACAUAAGUGUAAAGGAAGCGUCAACUUUUGCCAAGAAAUGUCCACUUCUGUUGAUGGAAGAGAAAGGGUUGUUUACCUCAGUGUUUCGCUUCGGUCACUCAAGCAUUCGGGACUUCCUCGCCGCAUGUGCUAAAGUGGACGAAAUUCAGGCAUCACUUUUCCCGUCUACUCAUUGUCAAGCAUUACUGGACGAGGCAUUGCGAAGUGAUGCAGGGAAAAUGGAUGUGUACCUACGUUUCAUAUUUGGCCUUCUUAAAGAGCGUUGCAUGUUUCAGCCCAAUAAUCAGCUGUUUAAAUACACCAAGAAGACGAUCCUUGAGAAAGUUAUGACUUUCAGGGCAGUGGGUCUGCUCCACUGUCUGAGGGAAUAUGACCGCAAAGCUUUCGUACAUGAGAUCAAGCUCUUCCUAAAGUAUGGCUUCUCACCAAUUGAGGGUUUCGCACCAUUGCAUUGGCAUCUCUUGAUCCAAAGGACCAUAGCUUAUGAUUGGAAGAGGCCGAAAUUUGUGAUGGAUGUGUCCAUGAGAAGUGACGAAAGUCUCGUCCGAGAGCUACCAGCCAUCAUGAAAUCAACCAAAGUCAUGCUGCGAUUCUCUAACCUGACGGACAUGUGUUGUCCAGCUUUGGCAGCUGUCCUGAGCUCAACAGAGUCAUUUAUGAAAGAGCUGGACCUAGGAUACAACAACAUCAGUGACAGUGGAGUGAAGACACUCGUGGAGGGGCUGAACAAUGAAAACUGCAGACUGAGAACGCUCAGUUUGCAAGGCUGUGAAGUGACCUCCAAAGGCAGUAAAUGCCUUGCCACGGCCCUGAGGCAGUCCCAGAGACUACGGCAGCUGGAUCUCAGCAGGAAUAACAUAGGAAACGAUGGACUACAGCACCUUUCAAAGGGUUUGAGAUCUCCUGAAUGCCAGCUAGAAGCACUAAAACUAUCACAGUGCAACAUUGAGGUGAGGGGCUGCUCCUAUCUGGCCUCAGCUCUGGAGAAGAACUCUGACAGCCUGAGUGUGUUAGAUCUUAGCAUCAAUAUGGUCAGGGACAAGGGGGCCAGUGAGAUCUUUAAAAAGUUAGAUAUUUCAAAGCUGACAAAGCUGGAGAUGUACCACUGUGGACUCACCGCGUCAAGCUGCAGAGCCAUUGGUGAAGCUCUGAGGCGUGAAGAAAACACCCUGAUGGAUCUCAACCUGAGCAACAACAACUUGGGAGAUGAAGGGUUAACGCUCCUCUCCAUUGGCAAAAGUAAAUGGUGUCAUCUCGAAAAACUCAACCUCUCAAGAUGUGGAAUCACUGCAGGCAGUUGUAGCUUUUUGCCCUCUAUGAUAUUAGACCUCAAUCUCAGCUCGAACAGCUUGGGAGAUGACGGAAUCAAAUCUUUUUUGGCUGUACUGAAGAAUUCUUCCGGCUACCUGCAAACUCUCAACCUGAGCCGCUGCAGCCUCACUCGUGGCUGCUGCGCUGAGCUUGCAUCCACACUUGGAUCAAAGACUGGCAGCGUGACAGAGCUGGAUCUGUCUGAGAAUGACCUGGAGGACAAGGGACUAAGGAGACUCUGCGUGGGACUCAGAAACCCUCAGUGUAAACUUCAGAAGCUGUCACUGCAGACCUGUGGCCUGACCUCGAAGAGCAUUAAGUCCCUGAUCAGUGCCCUGAGGUCCAAUCCCAAAUAUCUGGCAGAGCUGCAUCUGAUGGGCAACAGGCUGGAGGACUCAGCCGUCAGAGCGCUCCUGGACCUCACAAAGAACCAAACAUACAGACUGGAUACAACAGAUUUGUCAGAAGCUUGAGGAAAGCAGAUGUGCGAACUCUAAAUCACAAUCAGCUGCCACCAUGAUCUAGAAUCAUCCACUAAUUGUUACCUUAACAAGUGUUUUCUGUGCUGGACAUGACCAGGCUGCAUUUUGCAGCACUUCAAAACGGAAUAAUACAGACAGAGGGAAAUGAACGUAUGAAUAGCUGAUGUUGUCAUUAAUCUGCUUGUGCCUGUCUGUAUUAAUAUUAUUGUUUUUUAUAAUGCAGAUCUACAAUGAAUAUGUUUUCUCAGUCACCAAAUAAAUUGUUUUAGUUCA